GCUCACUUCUUACUAAACAAUUAUAAAAUACACAAAUGGAUAACUCAUCGACUGAUCUAAACAGAGCAAUCGAAGGGUUAAUUCGUGGUCGAGAAUUUACUCGACGACUAAAAGAGAUGAUCAAGAAACCUCUUGUUGUUGGUGGUGAAGUUGCAAACAUUAUGGCUGAGGAAUUAGUUGCCAAAAUUAUGGAAUCAUUUUCUGAGACUCUCUCCGUUAUAAACAAUUCCGAUGUCAUCAUCACUACGCCGGUUGAGGUCAAGUCGCCGGAAGAUUAUUCUAGUGGAAGUUGCAAGAGUUCAGAUCGAAGAGGAUGCUACAAGAGAAGGAAAACUUCAGAAUCAAACAUAAAGGAAUCCUCAGAUUUGGUGGAUGAUGGUCAUGCUUGGAGAAAAUAUGGACAAAAACAGAUCCUUAAUUCCACUUAUCCAAGGCACUACUUUAGGUGCACACAUAAAUAUGAUCAGAAAUGUCAAGCAAGCAAACAAGUACAAAAAAUCCAAGACAAUCCACAACGAUUUAGAACAACAUACUAUGGACAUCACACUUGCAAAGCUUUUCCUAGAGUUUCACAAAUAAUAUUGGAUUCUCCAAUGGAUGGAAAUUCUAAUUAUAUUAGUUUUGAUCAAAAUCAUACAUUUCCAUCAAUAAAACAGGAAACCAAAGAGGAAGUAGUUUUCGGCUUCUAUCCUAAAAUUGAAGAUCAAAUUCAAUCAUCAAGCUCUGAUUAUUUUCUUCCCAAUGAUCAUGAUCAUGAUCAUGAUCAUGAUCAUCUCACUCCGGCAACAUUUGAAGCCUCCGGUAGCCGUAUGACGUCGCCCGAUGUUAUGUCAUCUGGGGUUUACUCUUCUUGUACUACUACUAGCAAUGAUAAUCUUGAGAUAGAUAUAGAUUUUGAGGAGGUUCUUUGGAAUUUUGAUCAAGUGUAGCUAUAGCUUGAUAGAGAUGGUGUACAAAUUUUGUAUUAUCUUGACUUAGACUUUGCAUUAAAGCAUUAUUAGGUUUUAUAUGGAAGUAUAAAUUUGACUUCCACAUUUUA
Messenger RNA from Solanum verrucosum, 1039 nucleotides. RefSeq names its product WRKY DNA-binding transcription factor 70-like. Gene Ontology annotation, molecular function: sequence-specific DNA binding; DNA-binding transcription factor activity. NCBI's taxonomy places the organism in Eukaryota, Viridiplantae, Streptophyta, Magnoliopsida, Solanales, Solanaceae. The record is from RefSeq and is a predicted model, not a curated record. The transcript is spliced from 3 exons. The coding region runs from base 36 to 929 and encodes 297 amino acids. Gene Ontology annotation, biological process: regulation of DNA-templated transcription.